AUGGGUUGGAAACAUCCGGCUGAACUCUCGAGCUCUUCAUAUUUCAAAGUUUUUCGAAAACCCUCGAUAAAAACUGAAAAAUGUCUUUAAGGGCUGUCUUUCCUUCUUAUUAGUGACCCAAAUCAGCUGCUCUGCAAAAGAUGACCUGGCCUGGUAUUCGCCACUCACGAAUCCAGGAAAUCCCGUCCCAAAUCCAUCUUUAACGCCAAUUAUCGCCGAGACGGCUAUAAAUUACUGUCAGGUGAGUUUUCACCUUCGGUUUAAGUUUGAAAACUAAUGCCGUGUAAUUUAUGCGAUUUCAAAAUUUGCGCGUUCUCUUUGAAAAUAAUUUGGCGAAAUACGCAAAAUUGUAAUUUUAGAAAAUUUGAAAAGUGGGUCUUACAACGAGAUAAGGAAUUAUAUGCGCGGGUUAAGAAAAAGGCUAUUUCGCGCGUAAAAGUCGGACCCAAUUCCACGACAAGUUUUUUUUUCCAAUAUCAGGAAAUGAUUCGUCAAUUUUGAAAGCGUCGAAAUCACUUCAAACACGUCAUAAUUAAUAAAACACGUAAAGUUGGCCCCGGACGUUGGACCGUGUGAUCGUGAACUGAUCCGAUAUUACUACGAUCCGGAGAGCGACGAGUGCAAAAAGUUCAUUUUUUCGUGAGUCGCUCUGUUGUUGUCUAUUUCGGAAACCCAUGAAAUGCAGCGGAUGUGGCGGAAACUCGAACCGAUUCAUGCGCCGGACCCAUUGCCGGAAUAGCUGCGUGAAAGGCCAUAAAAGGGACGAAGAGCCCGAGGAAAUGGCCGAGAUGAAGCACAGGAGAACAUUGACCACCUCUGCCAUUUCGACGCCUUCUCCAGCCCCAGAAGUCGAAACUUCGACCUCCACUACCACUUCUACAACAGUUACUACCACAAAGAACCAUUUCGAUACUGUGUCGCCUGAAGUUUCGUCCAAGGUCUAUAUAUUUUCGAACGUUGUGGAAUAACAAUUCGGAGAACUGCGCAAGUCGUUUUUGGUCGGGCGCUUAGAGUAAACCACUUUGAAGCCUGUCAGUUCCAGGGAACCGAGUAUAGCUUGUUCAGAUUUUGAAUGCCAAGUCGUCGCUCAAGCUCCGCCCCUAAUGGCGCGAUAAACCAAUCAGAGCGAGCCAUAUACAGAGCGUUAUCGAGUGACGUCAUUGUACUUGACAUUCAAAGACUGAACAGAUUAUAAAAACAAUUUCAAAGGAAUUUCAUUAAAUUAAUUUUUAUUUCAAGUUUUGAGCAUUAUCAUUUUUCAGAAAAUUUUGAAUUAGAACAACAGAUAAACGUGCUCAGUUGUGAUAAAAGCUUACGAAAUAAAAAAAAAAUUAGAAGAUCGUUCUUCCAAAAGAAAAAGUUCAGAAAUUUUUCGAAUGUGGAGACUGCGAUCCAAUCUAUGGGGCCUGUGUGAAUGGCGAAUGUGGUUGCAUUGACGGGUUCAAAAAAUUGGGAAGGAUCUGCGUUGGUAAGUUUCUUUGGUUGUUCGAACAAAGUCUCGGACCUUGAUAACGUAAACCGGACGUGUCUGAGUAUUCCUAGUGACCCCUUUAAUAGCCCCAGAAUUCUUAAGUGAUCCCUAGAAAUGCUCAGGAAAGUCCGGUUGGUUACCGAGGACCGACUUGGGAAAGAAAGAGUUUAGUUUAUCAUUAGAGCGCACCUGCACUUAAUUUGAAAAAGUUUAAAUAUUCCGCAGAUAUUUUUUCUUUUUCCUUGAUCAUUAGCAAAAGAAAAGUUGAUUAUUUUUGAUAAUUCUAUUUUUUCAAGACUUUUCUUUCAGGUCAAAAAUGGCUAGUUUGGAAUAAAAAAACACUCAAAAAUCUCUAAUUUUCUCUUACAAUUGUACAUCGUUUUUUGGCAAUCGAAACUUUUCUAAAAAAAAUGAUUUCUGACACGAGAUUUCUCUUUGAUAAUUUUCUGUCCCUAGACAUCAAUGAAUGUGACGAUCGCUCGAAAUGCCCGAGCCAUUCUCGUUGCGUCAAUAUCGUUGGUUCCUAUAAGGUAUUAUUUUUUUGAAUAAUAGUUUAUGUACAUGGUUUGUUCAAACAAUCUUUCUGGGAGGUUGAAAGGCGCAAAGGUCUCAAAAUAGUCGCCUCGAGACCUUAAUAUAUGUAAUUUAUGUUCCUUUGAACCCUCCAGCAAGGUUUCUCAAAAAAAAGUUGUUUCUUGAAAUUCUUUUUUUUUAUCAGUGCGAAUGUGAUAAUGGCUUCUCGGUAAAUGGAAGCUGUACCAUUAGAUCAGGUUCACUUUUUUUCAAAUGCAUAUUAAUAAAUAAUAUUUGUUUUUCAGAAGCUUGUGAUGACGAGUUCGACGUCAAUCUCACUGAGGAGGAUUGCAACGAUGGACAUCAGGAAAUAAGGUGGGAAAAAAAUAAAAAAAUAAUUAAUUUUUUUCAAAUCUUUUUAGAUACUAUUUUUGAUGCUGAAAAUGGAGCUUGCAAGCAGUUUUUCUACGGUGGCUGCACGUCUAACUCGAAGAACUUCUUCGCUGACUUGCAGGUUUUUUUAAUUCAAAAAGAAUCCGUAACAUAAAUUUAGACCUGCGACUUGUUGUGCUCUUCAAAAGCCGUCAAGAAAAACCAAAUCCACGGUCCUUUGCCGGGAAUGCCGAUAGAAGCCGUUAAAGGUUGUUUUGAGAAGUAAAACCGUAGUAAAUUCACUGCUAGCUUAGGGAAAUUUGUUCAACCAGGGUCGUGUCUUUAUGAGCGAGAUAGUGUGCAAGAGGGAGAGAUUUAGACUCAGUCUUUUUGUCUUGAGCUGAGUAGAGGGGCCGUAACGAUCUGAGAGGUUCUAGAGAAAGAAAGUGUUCUAAAUUCUUUGAGGUCUCUUUUUUUCAGUCUUGUCAACCUUUUUUGGGGAUUUUGGGUGAGGCUUGAAGCUUGAAAUAGAAAUUUUUAAUAUGGUUCAUGAAAAAUCAGAAUUUCUGUUUACUGCUUAGGAACGCCAGAGUGGUUCUCAUAGGGGUUAGGAGGAAAAAAGCACUUCAAGGAAAAAGUUGAGACGCACCCUAGAAGAAAGCGAAUCCCUUCAACAACAUUCAUUGCGAUAUAUAUUUAUUCCAGAACUCCCUCAAGAACAAGAAACUCCGGAAGAGUCUCCUGGAACUACUGUAAAUUCCGAAAAACCAACUAUCCCAAAACAAAGACUCGAUAUCAACCUGAACGAAAGCGUCACACCUAGUCAUGAAGCGAAAAUAGAAGAGGCCGAGAAAGCCGAGUCGAUUGUCAAGGAGAUCACUCCAGAUCACAGUGAAUAUUGGAAAACGCUUCAUUUCAUAAAAAGGAUGUUAACAGAUGCCUGCGAGCAAGAAUUCGACGAAGUUUUCCGCGAGGAGUGCUUGUCAGCGACUUGGACCGAGUUCUUCUAUUGGAGCUCCGAGUUGAUGGUUAGUGAAGGAGUGCAGAGAUCUGAAGAGAUUCUGGAGAAAAAGAGUGAUCUAUGACAUUUUGGCUUUUAUUUCUAGUCUUGACAACACUUUAUUAGAAACUUAAUUAUUUCUAUAUCUGAGGAAAAAAAAAUACUGAAAUCCGUCAUUCAUGACCUCUUACAACAAGUUCGAGUUUUAAAACAUUCUUGACGAUUUCGAAAUGUAAGAAAGGGGAUAGUUGUCGGACAGCCAAGGUCAACGCGAAGAUUUUCCAGAAUUCAUAUCAAAACUAUUUUCGUUCUCAAAGCGCUUCAGAAGGAUAUAAGUUAAGGAUCAGUGGGAAAGUCACCGAACCUCCUAAUCGCAGAAAAAGCUUGAGUACAUGUCAAAAAUGUUUUCCAAACGGAGAUCACAUUUUUAGCAUUUUCUUAGAAACUUACUUUCUGAAUUCCGAUCCUUCAGGACUGCGACGCAUUCUGGUACGACUCCUCUUGUGAUCCCCGAGACAGAGUCGGGAGGAACAUUUUCGUAAACUAUGAGACUUGCAAGCAAUCCUGCGACGUCGGCUCUUCCACUCCAACUUCUUCCCAUGCCCCCAAAGUAGAAACAAAACCUACUGCUGGAACCGAAGUGGAAAAGACCACGAUCCGAGAUGCUGACGGAUGGUCCCCGGUCAAGCCGACAGUCGUCGGGGAAUUCGUCGAUUUCGAGCCAUCGACCUCGAAAAUCCGUGAAGAUUUCCCAACCGUUGCUAGCGACGUGGAAAGCUUUCUACCGAAUCGAAAUGAAGCGACGAAUUAUUUGGAGGACGAACUCAUACCGAUGGAGCCUGCCCGAAAUAUCAGUAGUGUUGACAUCAAAACGACUCCGAAGAGGGAGAAAAGCGAGAAGCCGGUGGAAGAAAGGAAAGUCGAAGGUCAGAUUUUUGAAGAUUGGUUUAGUUUCGAAGAAUUUUUAAGUAUGAGUGCUCAUAAACUUUUCAGUUCGUGGAAAAAUGAAGUUUAACAAUGGUUUAAAAGUUUUAACUCGAUGAAAAUUGAUGCUUCAAAGACUUCCGUAAAAGAUGAGACGGAAAAAUAAUUAUCAUCUCUAUUUAUAUUUUUUAAGAGUGUGUGAUUUAGAUAUUCUUUCAAGCGUGAUUCGUUAUUACUUUGAAUUUCAAAAAAAUCUAGGAUAUAUUUUGCUUUUUUGAGUCAGUUUUUGACUCCGUCUUCAAGGUUUUCAAAUCCAGAAGAAAUGUGAUUAUGACAGCAGAAUAUGUUUUAGAGACGGACUGCACCAAAGAAUUCAAUGCACAUCUACGGGACGAAUGCGAAACGGCUUCCUGGGAAGAGCAGUACUAUUGGAACAGCCAGUUCAAGGUUUUCAAUUUUGAUUAACAUUUGAAAAUUUAAUCAAUUUAAAAAACACUUGAGAAUUUUCAUCUGAAAUGUUGAAGCUUGUUUUUGCGCCCUUAAAUACCUCUAGCAUAUUCUUUUUUGUGAAAGAUACUUCUAGAAUGUUCUUUCAAGGUUUUACCUAAAUUUUAAACAAUUUCUUCGAAAAAUAUAAAAAAUAAUCAAAGGAAUCGUUUCUAAUGCGUGUAAGUCUGAUUCUCAUACGAACUUUAGUUGAUUAAAACUAAGAAUAAAACGAGUUCUGUUUUUUUGAGGAUUGCGAAGCGUUCUGGUACGAUACUUCCUGCGGCGCUCCCCAGUACAAAGACGAAAAUCUCUUCCCAACCUGGACGGAAUGCAAUGAAAAAUGCGGGAAACCCAAACCCCAAGAGAUCGUCAAAAUGGAAACUUCCACGAUUCCAACGACAGAAGCCUCGAAACCCACAAAUCCAACUGCCAAGGAAGAAAAAGUGAAAGCCUCGUCGGCUCCGACUUUGGUGCUGAACAUGACAGAACUACCGUAUGGCAUGAAGAACCCACUGAAUAUCAUAUUGAAAGGUUAGUUUUCGACUAGAGAGAAUGGUUAAGAGUGAGUGGACAGAAAUAAGAGAAAAAAUGUCUUUUUUUUCAAUUUGGUGAGUUUAUUUUUAAUUUGAAGAGACUUGGAGAAGCCGGAAGCAAUCCUAUUUUUCGAUUUUUCCUUUUAUCCGUUGAUUUGGAAACAGUAAAGUUGAAAAAAAAUAAAAUAAAAAACUCAAUAAAACGCCAAAAAAAAAGUCAAAGAGAAUCUUGGCUUUGGAGGAGGAUUAAAGAGAGAAACCUGUAUUUUCUGAAGCAAUGGAAAAAAGUCUUUAAAAAAUUAAUUAAAAUCCUCUCGAUUUUUCGGAAAAAUAGUUUUCCAGAAGCUCUGAACCCGAAUAAGGAAAGCGCUCUCCCCGAAGUUUUGCCACCAAAACAUCGCCAGGAGUUUUCGAAUUUCGCGCAAAAGUCGAUAAAUACAGCGACGACCAAGUUUGACCGACUCAAGUACAUGGCAGAGUUCAAGGUUGAACAGAAAUUUUUCUCGAAAAAUCAAUUUUUUGAAGAAAAGACUGAUGGAACAUCCUGGAGGCUCAACAGCAAGCUUCGAGAAACGGCCGAGGAUCGUCUUUACCUUGGCUCCCCACGUUUUCGAAGAAACCACAACGCUCCCAACGACCACAACGACCGAAAAAUCCACAACUUCUACCUAUAAACCAGAAGAUUUUACGAUUGAAUACAUUGAAGCUGAGAAGCAAAAGGUGGAAAAAUCAUUAAUUUUCAAAUCAUUAUAUGUUUAGAUUGAGCAAACUUUGGCAGAUUUGGACAGACCCGCCGAUUUUUGCGAAGAACCUCUGCAUCCGAAGUUGGAAGAAGAUUGUAGCAAUGAUCAUUGGGUUUUUUGAUUCAAGAGAGAUGAUAAGAAUGAUAGUUUUCAGGAAGUCAAAUGGUUCUUCAACGUCGAUCGACGCGCUUGCAAGUCGUUUUGGUACGGCGGCUGUAAAGUGGAAUCUCGAAAUUUCUUCCCAGAUCAUGCGGUGGGAAAUUCAAUAACUUUAUCGUGCAUCCACCAAGAAAUCAUGAAGAAGGAGCUCAUAAUCAUUCGAAAAAAAAUUUGAAAUUGCGACCAAAAUAUUCUAGUUUUUCGCUUUAUAGAUAAGGUGGAGAAAGUUUGAAGCGUAGGUUGAAAUUUUUUUAGGUUUUUUUAUUUAUUUCAAAAAUUAUGCUUAGUUUCUUUAAAAUUCUUAGUUUAGCAUUGAUUUUUUUAUUUUUUUAUUUUUAGAAGUUUCUUUUUUUCAGAACUGUAAAGCGAAAUGCGGACACAAAUACGAAAAAGACAACAUGUCGCAACCGAAAUCCUUCGCCCCACCUGGAUUGUUCUCAACAGCGCCGACACUUUCCAAAAACCGACUAUCGACGAACCUCAAACUGACCUUCCAGAACCCGGAGAACCUUUUCCCGCCCACCGACACUUCAAACAUGAUUGAGAUCGAUGCCUCUCUUCCAACCUACCCGGUCAUCACAAGAAAAGAGCCCAUGACCUCGAAAACCAUCCCGAAAACCAAACAUGUUGUGACUAUGUCCCCGAACAGCAAGGUGGAGCAACACUUCUUCUACGACCAUGUGGACAAGGUCUUCACGGACAUCAAGACCAAGCAUCGGGAGACUGAGGCCGACUAUGUCAAGUACGAGGUCUUCAACGAACCUUACGGACUGACAACGAAAAAACCUGAUCAAACGUCGGCACUCCCUUCUCUUGAACCUGAAAAAGUUUCUUUUGAAGCUCAUGACAGAGCUGUAACUUCCCCAGACUCCAAAAAGGUCGUCCCUAAAGUUUUGGACACUGUACCUUCUCCGGAUCCCAAUCAAAUAGUCCCUUUUACUCCUACAAGCUCAACCAAACUGAUGAAGACCACGAAAUCAGUGGCCGAUCCUUGCGACGACGACUACGACCCGAAAUGGGACGAGGACUGUCUUGGAGACCAAUGGGUCGUCAGAAGUUAUUACGACUCGAAGACGGCUUCUUGCAAGGCGUUUUGGUACGGAGGGUGUAUCACGAGUAGCCGCAACUUGUGGUUUGACAAGAAGGUUCGAAAACACAAAUGGAAAGACUCAAAAGGAGUGUUUCAGAGCUGUGUAAUCUCUUGCGCUCACAAGUUUCCAACCGUUUCGUCGCUUCUCCAAGAAGGUUUGUGAGCACUGUUUUGUGUGUUGGGUGUGUGAAAAUACGGCCUUACAAGAGUAUAAUUAGAGAAAAAAUUUUUUAAGUUUGAAAAACGUUGAAAUCAUGACGCCGAAUCUUAGACCAAAGAAAAAGUUUGAAAGUUCAAGCUUUCUAAAAUGAAUACCAUUUUUGCACUCCCUUGUGUUCAAUAAUCACCUUGAAUGCCCUCACAAAUUAUUAUUAUUAGAGCACUUUUCUGUUAAAAAGGAAAUCUAUGAGAUCCAGCUCAAAAAAGGAAAUAAUUGAAAAUACGAUUAGAAGUUUUAUGCGUUUCUUUGAUCAAUGGCGAAGCGCGCAAAUUCGAAAUUCCAACUCGGACAUUGCUAACGGGAAACGGACUUGCUCCGGACGUUUCUGGGCAAUUCUAGGGAUAACUUAAGAGUUCUGUAGCUACUAAAGUGGUCACUAGAAAUGCCCCGACACGUCCGAUUCGCGUCCGGUUCCAUUACCAAGGUUUUGUUUAUUCCUUUCUCAUUUUCAUGAAAUUAUGCACUUUCGCGCUGGAGCACAAAGUCAAAAUCAUUUGAAUUGAAAUGACCAGUAUCAAACUCAUAAAUGAAUUUUUUUUGUGCUGAGUGUUCAUGGCCUUCGUUUUUGUGUGGAUGGUUUACGAAUCUAAACAAAGUGACACAGCAGGACAUGGUGAAAAGCCAGAAGAAGCCACUCAAGGAACCCAACCAACGGAACAACAUUCAGCUGAAUCCUCCACGUCGCCCCAUACGGUAUUUGUGGCGUGUGACCUCCGCCAACGUCAUCCAUUCAUUCUGAAAAUCAAGGCUCGCACCGAACAACGGUUCCAGUCGGACCUCCAGAGGAAGCUGGCCGACGUGAAGAGGGAGCACGAGGCCCGCCAAGACUUGGAUUAUUCCAGAAAAGUUGACAGUCCUGUCACCGUCGCAGGUUUCGAGACCAACCUCUCAGAAAUUUGAAAAAAGUUGAAAAUGUCCAGCCGAGUGUCUACAGUCUUUCGAUCUUGGCCUCGCGAAAACUUGUAAUGGCGGCAAAAACUGGACCAACAGGUUCGUAUCGAAAUAAAAACUGAUGAAAUAUUCUUGUACUGAUGAGUCCUUAUUACCAUUUUCUUUAAUCUUGAAAUCCGUUCUCACUAUUUUGUGAUGACCUGAAGUUUUUUUCAGCGUAUUUUUUGAGAAAACCCUUCUAGAAAAAAAACCAUCAGAAACCAUAAUCGAAAAAUUGUCUAGCAAUUACUUUGAAAUUAGGAAUUUCCUGAUGAAACACUUAUUGAUGGACCAUAGAAAGAUCAUCGAAGUCUAAACUUAGCUUUUAAGAAAGAAGAACUCAAAAUCAAAGAAAUAACCUCCAAGUGAGCACUUUCAAAGAUCAAAUGUCUGAUUUCCGAACUUUCAAACUAUAAAGAAAAGCCAAUUCUCGAAACUUUACAAGGAAAUACGGAUGAGGAACUUCCAGAAACUUUCAGUUUUCUUUAUGUUUGAUUAAAACCCGAAUUCUAUCGAUUUUUUCGAUACGGAUAGCUUUUUUCAGAUUUUACUUCGAUCAAAAUCUACGCGCUUGUCGGAUGUACUGGAACGACGGCUGUUUUUCUUCUUCUCCAAAUAAUUUCGACGAUUUGGAGACCUGCCAAUGGAAAUGUGAAGGACGGCAUCCGAAUAGAGCGGGAAGUGAGGAAUUGAUUAAAAGAUUUGGGUUCCAAUUCAAAUUUUCGAUUUGAAAAGGAUAAAAAAGCUUGAAAGUUCAAAGAGGGCCCUUUUUUUGGAAAGUGUCCAAAUUUAGAAUCUUGCCUGGACAAGUUCGACCAAGCCUACAUGGAAGACUGUCGCCAUGGCGAGUAUUCGACGAGAUUCUACUUUGAUCACGACAGGUUCGUUCCAAUUUCUAUGUUCAGGAAAACAAAAAACGGCUUUUAUAAAUUCAUCUAUUAAGCAUCAAAAACCUUCAAUUGCCCACUAUUUCAGGAAAAAAUGCGUCUCAUUUUCCUGGGGAGGAUGUCAGUCAAAGUCGCAGAACUUCUACACGGACAUGGGCUAUUGCCAGGAACUCUGCGAAUCUCCUUCUAGGGAGUUGACGCGUAGAAAAUCCUUCUGAAACUUCAAUUCGAACUAAUAUCUGUAGAGUCCUGCAUUCAUCCCUUCGACGAGGCCUAUUUGAAGAGUUGCGACUUGGAGAACUAUCAUCAGCAAUAUUACUACUUUGACAUCAUCUCCGGAACUUGCAAAAUGUUCUGGUAGCGCUUGAAAAUUGAACUAACUUCAAAAAACAUUCUUGAGGUUUGGAAAUUGCCGAGGCGAAAAUCCAAACAUUUUCCCCUCUCUGGACUCCUGUCAAUGGAUCUGUGAGAGAAAACGCGAAGAAAAGUCGCCAGGUACGGAAUAAUCAAGUUGAACCGACUGGGAUCUCUACCAAAGUUCACAAAAAAACAGUUAACUUUCCAUUUUUUUUUAAAGUCACUUCACAGUUUCUUGGAAACCAUUUGGCUGUUUUUUUCGAAUAAUCCUUUCUGCGCUAUCCUUUCUAAUCAUCAUUCCAUUUUCUAAAAAAUAUCCGCACGUUCAAAAUUAAAUUACGAAAUUUACAAAAGUAACUUUGAAAAAUGCCUCAUUCGUGACUAUUUUUUGGUUUGAAAUUUUAUGUCAAAAAAGCUUUACAGUUUUCACACCUUACAAUUAUGGUCAGGUGGGAAAAUUGAAGCCUAAUUGGCCUCAACGAUGUCGAAUUUCAGCUUACUGUGCUGAUAAAUUCGAUGUUAAGUACAUGGAAUCAUGUGGCGAUGGAACAUGGUCAGAGAAAUGGUUCUUCGAGGUAAGUCUUGAAUGUCAGAAGGGGAAAAAAAUGUAGCAUGAAAGUUGUUUAAAAUUUUGAUUUUCCAUAAGAAAAAGUUCAAACUUUAAUGGAAUAAAAAAUAUUUAUUCUUCUUCAAAAGGAUGAGGAGCACGAAACCGAAUCAAUAAAAAAUAACGGGUUCAAUUUUGAGUAGGAUCAAAAACAGUAAUAUUAAAAGACUUCUAAUUUUUCGAAGCUGGAUUGUUAUUUCUAGCAAAACACUGGGGAAUGCGUAUCUUUCUGGUGGGAUGGCUGUACUUCGACGUCGCAGAAUAUUUUUACCGAUGAGAAAUCUUGCACAAGUCAUUGCCAACAUCCAGGUAAUUCAUUAUUUGAGUUUUGGAAGGAUAAAUGUACUAAACAAAAUCUGAAAUGAGAGGUUUAGGCUUCGAAAUCGCGUCAAGGCUACCCGAUCCAGAAACCAAAUACCGAUGCUUGGAGCCCGUGGAGAUGGGUAGUUGCAAGGAAAAGUGAGCUGAAGUGUCGGGGAAUAGUGUCGGAAUUUUUCUGAAAAAUUAUUUGAAAAGAUCUAAUUUGAGCUUUUUUUUUUUUACCUAAAGCGGAAACAAUCUGAUUUCUCUGCGCUCUCUUAUCCCUCGAUUGCCCUUUGCGUUGACUCGUUAUUAGUUUUUGACAAGUCUGCGCUUGAUUGUGUGUAAAUUCGGUAGAGAUGAAUUAAAGAUGACAUUCAUUUGCAAGGUACCUUGAGGGAAAAGAGACGCAGACAGAUCAGACUUUUUCGAGUUUCACCUCGUCCUUUUCCAGUUAUCCUGCAUUUUAUUACGACCGCUCCGCGAAAAUCUGUCGUCCUUUUGCCUACUCCGGCUGCGGCGGAAAUGGAAAUCGGUUCAUGACCCUUUCCCAGUGCGAGAACCUUUGCUACGCCUUCAACCACAUGACUGGUUCAUUUUCUCUACAUCUUCAAAGACACAUUUUCGUUCCAAAAAACAAGAAAAAAAAAAUCAAUAACAAAUAAGAAAAAAUGAUGAAGAGGAAUAGUAAAUUGAUCAACUACAGACCCUGAAAUGGACUGUCAUCUGCCGCUGCACAUCGGCUACGGCAAGAACGACGAGCAAUGCAUGCCCCACGCUGGCUUCCGAUUCUAUUACGAUAGAGAUUAUGGUAGGUUGAAGAGAAAACGGAUCAGUGCCCAAAAAUGCCUCUGAAAGCAUUUUCGACCUGAGAAAAUCUGAAAAAUAAGCUUGAAAAGAUAAGGCGAAUUCAGGCCGAUGCUCACAGACGUGGUACUUGGGCUGUGGCGGCAACGCCAACAAUUUCUUCUCCUUCGAGCUUUGCCAGAGGACCUGCGCUGCAGACUCCAGAACUGGACUCGAAAGGAAGCCUCGAGCGAGUAGCCACGGUAAGUUGAGCAUCACGAAUGUCCGUGCCAGCCUCCAGUCUGUUUGAACUUUCCCGUUUCUUAUUACCCCUUCCAAGGCUUUCAGUACUACUCCUAAAACAAUUUUUCUUGUGAAUUUUCCAAAAAAAGGACCUUUUUCUCCUCUCACACUACAAUUUUACACGUCCUCUUCUCAAAAACCUGCCGAAAUUUUCUCCUUCAUGUGACAUGAAUCUGGGAUUUUUUCUUGUUUGCUUGAUAAGGUCCAAAAUUAUGAUCUCCAAUUUGUGUGGUUUUAUUUCAACCACUAAAUCUUUCAUUUUCCGAGUUUUAAUUAAACUUUACUCAUCACAAUCAUUGUGCUUUGAUAAUAAAUUCAUCCGCGCCUCAUUUUGAAUCCCCUAAUGAACCAAAAGCCAUUUCAAUGCCGGUAAAAGUCAAAGAAACCCAUGUCAAGUUUUUCCCUCAAGCGAGAAUAUCAGAAAUUUUUAAAUUUUUAUCAUUUCAAGUUUCGACAAGCUAUAUCUUGCCACCAUCUCCUAAUUGUCUUUUUUUGACAAUAAAUGUUCUAUCCACUUGUUUCUUGAACACAAAAAGGUCAAAAAAAAAAGAAAAAGUGAAGCCUUACAGUGUGCUUCGAGGGACCUGGUGACAAAGGCAAAUGUUUCGGGAACUCUUCGCGGCCUGUCCAGCGCUGGACCUACUCUUCGCAGUUCAAAUGCGUUCAGUUCAGCUACAGCGGCUGCGGCGGCAACGACAACAGGUCUAGCCGCGAAAAAGUGUGAAGCUUCAAGAUCAUUUUCGUUAGAUUCGCCACUCAAGCCGACUGCGAAGAAACUUGCGAUGGCCUCCGCAAUAGUUUGGACCCGAGUGAGUAGAAGUUUCAACAGAGUUGUGUUGCGAGAUUUAAAACGACGGAAGGCUGCUAUUGAGUUUCGCGUACAAGUUCUGUCAAUUUUUCCCAGAAACCCAAAGAGAUUCGGAGAGUUUGAGAACAUAUAAAAUAGACUGAAAAAAUGUUUCAGAUAGACCUAAUUUUGCUUUAUUUUUAUUUUUUUUUUUAUUUUUGAGCUAUGAAUGAAAUUAGGCCUAAAACAAAAAAAAAUCGAAAGUUUCAGUUUUUGCUAUAGAAUCAAUCCGUUCAAAGAGCGCAGGAUGUUUCUCUGUACCCGUUUUUUAAAAAUGUCCGUUUUAUUAAAGACGCAUGCAGAUAUAAAUGCCGCGCGCAUGGAAGGGAAAGACUUACAGAUAAAAAAAAAUCAUGAUAAGUUGGCUCUGAAGAAGCUAUAUGAAUAUUUUAAUUUCCGCGUGUCAUCCGACGUUUUGGUUGCGGCAUUGCGUCGAUGUGUCGCAAAUCAUUUUUCAGUCCAAGUUACGAAAUUUCGCAAAAUUGUGGUGUCAAAAGAUGUUUUUUUUUUUCUCAAACAAGACUUUUUCAGAUAUAUGUUCAUACCGACCAGAUUGGGGAUCAUGUAACCAACUUCGCUAUAUGUGGUUCUACAACCAAUCUCGUGCAAGUUGCGAUCAGUUUCUUUACGGAGGUUUCUAAAGACUCUUGAUGUUUUGAGAGGUGUCUUUUUAGGAUGCGAAGGGAAUCCGAAUCGCUUCGAAACUUUCGAAAUUUGCCAAAAAACUUGUGAAAUUUCCGGAAUCGAUCCUUGCUUAGAGUCCUUGGAUCGAGGCAGUUGGUGCGAGGCCAUGUCCAAUAGGUUCUUGAUUCAAUCCUUAUUUUUGAAGGUUUUCCAAAAAUUAUGUUCCAGGUAUUAUUUCAAUAAGCGAUCGAGGCAAUGCAAAGGUUUCCAUUACACGGGGUGCGGUAAAAGUGGAAACAAUUUUCUGACAAAGGAGGAAUGUCAACAAAAGUGAGUAACUGCUGAGAAGGGAUAUGUUUGAGAAACCAUUUGUUCGAUUCAAAAACAAACUGCUAGGUUUUUCGAUUUUGUUUUGUAUUAUGCGAUGAUUUUUGACCGCAACAACUUUAAGAAAUGGGUAUGAAAAAAGCGAUAGCUGGGUACGUAGGAAAGGAAGUCAUUUACGUUAAAAAAUAAAACUUUCUUGGAUUCUUGAAAAUAUUGGAAUGAAAGAAUUAGAUUUUUUUCUCAAAUAAGAGAAUUAAAUAUUAAAGUUGAACCUUUUUACUUUAGGAAAAUCACAUUCCUUUAAACUAAAUGAAAAAAAAUUUAAGAUAAAUGUUUAAUUUUAUGAAAUGAUGUUACUGUCUGCAGAUUCCUGUUAACCUUUUCCUGAAAGUUAUAAGUAAUUUUAGAAAUUAAAUAUUUUCUUUAGAAAGUCGGAAUUUUUAAAUUCAUGUCAUUUUGUUCAAAAACGACCUUUCCAGAUAGGCUAGACAGACGUUUUUUUCUCCAAAAAUGUUUUCUGAUGAUGAGAAAUUAUGUUUCGAUUUCUCCCGGCUUGCUUUUUUUCUAAUUUCUGUCCGUUUUCUUGGCGUUCAUUCCGGAAAUAAACAUUUGAAAGAUGCGAGAAACGUCUUCCACGUGCUCUGCCACAGGAAAGGAAGAAAGGAAAGGCCGGAAAAGCGAAGGCGACCGGAGGAUGUGAGAAAACUGGAGAACUUCUUCAAUUUUCGUGGAAAUCUGUUCAGAUAAAGGCACAAGACCCGUGGAAAAAGCGCCAAUGCUGCGACAUGUCCAGUUGAACGGCGCGAAUGUCACCUAUUUUAAGUCGGAUCCGGAAUGGAUGACUUACGAGUUUUGCACUGGAUAUAGGUUGGUUUUUGAAUGAGAAGGUCAUGAAAAGUUGUGAUAUUCACAGAAAAAAUAAAUCGAAACGUCCCUAUUUAUACUCGUUUUUGCUAUUAUUUUCGAGACUUUAACCUUUUUGUGAAAAAGUUACACAAGUUACUACAGAUACAACGUAACUGGACAAUAUACAGUACUUCACGUUCAUUUCUGCUCCAUGGACGGCGGACAGAACUGUAUCAGCGAGGUUUUCGAAACUUGAAACAAAAAAUUCAAUCCCUUUCUAGUAAAUUUUGAAGUAUAUUUGAAAAAGAAAAAGCUUUUUUUUAAAUAAAAAUCGAUUAAGUCACGAAAAAUAAAUAAACAUGUUGAGAGACCUUCUUUAGUAAAUACCUUAAAUGGGCGCUCGGACUUGAAAAUAAAAAUUCUCAGUAUUCAGACUUUUUGAAUUUCUUAUUCCGGCUCUUUGUUUCAUUGUCCGGAUGAUCUUUCAACUUUUUCCAAGAAUUUUUUCGAAGAGAAAAACGUUUCUCAAAAAUUGUACUCGAAGCUGUCUUCCAAACUGAGUUUCAGUCCUAUGGAACGACAUUAGGAGAGGAAUUCUGCAACGUGGUCCGACCUUUCCUUCGUGGACAAAACCUUUACUCCUGGUACUUUGGCUUGGAUGUCAAGGUUUCCUUUCUAUUUGAUUUUUGUUCGAGUUCGAACUUUGAGAAGAAAAUGUGUUGAAGGUUGAGAAUUCGAUGAUAUUUUGCAAAAAAGUAUUUCAGAACCUCCUCUUUUGGGACCAAUGUAAGCUGGUUGUAGCUAUUUUCCCUGAAGAUAGGCCGUCUUAAAUUUUCAUUAUUUUUUUAUUUUUGAAAAACGACUGUAUUCUUUUUUCCUCUCAAAUCUAGAACGAAAAUCCGAUUCCAGGACCCUCCCUACAACGGCGACGGCUCAACCGGAAGAAUCCAACGGGCCCAAGAAACGGACGCCUCGAUUUUUGUGCUCAAAUCCAAUAACUGCCACGAUAUAUGCUGA
Molecule: messenger RNA, 15345 nt
Organism: Caenorhabditis auriculariae
Lineage: Eukaryota; Metazoa; Nematoda; Chromadorea; Rhabditida; Rhabditidae
Source: the annotation of a GenBank genome assembly